Molecule: messenger RNA, 24542 nt
Organism: Cinara cedri
Lineage: Eukaryota; Metazoa; Arthropoda; Insecta; Hemiptera; Aphididae
Source: the annotation of a GenBank genome assembly
UCAUAACAAAAACACAACGGACGCGUACACCUUUCUUUGUGCCUUCCGCGGUCACGUACACACUACUCACCGCUCACUCCGUACAUCGUAUAUCGCGAUCUCACUAUCUGUUUCAUUCGUUCGCAGAGACCCGAACUGCGCUCUUGUGUUUUCACUGCCGCUCGCUGUUCAUAUUGUUAUUAUUGAAACUAUAUUCGAUUUCGAAUUUGUCAACACAAGACGUGAUAAUAUUGUGUUCGCGUUUUUCGUUUAUCGGUGGUCUCGAAGACCCGCGGUUUCAACACGUGUAUACCAUAUAAAUUCAAAAAAUAUAAAGAAAAAAGAAAUAGCGCGCGCAGAACAAGCACAUCGGGUUUUCGCGGCCGUUUCCGUAUUCCGAAGCUCAAAAUCACCGUCGUCAUGUCUACCACGCCAAUGUCUCUGCCCGAAGAAACACUCGGAGGUAUGCGUAGUAUUUAUUUCGUAUUUAUUGUUAUUUGAUAAAAUAAAAAAAAAAUGUCCAAUGCGCUCCUAUCGCGCACCAUUGCUGUUUGUUAUUAUUAUUAUUAUUGUCGCGCGUUUUUAUUAUAUAUUUGUCUGCCGUCGCGUCGGCCCAUUUAAUACGUGGUCUGCGUAGAGACAGCUGUUCCGCCACAGCGAUUUUGAUUUGGUUUGGUUUAUUUUUUUUUCUUUUCUUUUCCACUUGCCCCGUUCGUUUUAUUACGUAGUACGGGUGCUUGUACGAUUUUCAAUAGACACACGUUCGUGUUGCGCCAUCAAUUAUUACAAUGUGAACGCCGAGCGAUAAUAUUGCACGUACAUCGAUAAACGCGGAUCAGAGAUCUCUGGCGACAAAUACGGUUCGAAAUGAUGAUACUAUUGUCUGUAUCUGUCCUACGCCGCGACGGCACGGACACCCGGUAUGGUUGAUUUUAAAUAAUAUGUUAAUCGAUUAUCAUACCCCGCGUACGGUUUUUUUUUUCUCAUCAAUAUUCAAGAUUAUAUUAAUUACGUCUAUCGGCAUUAACCGUCGUCAUACAACAUUCAGUAAUUAUUAGUAUUGGGUCUCAUUGACGUAUUAUUUGUGGUAUUGCGUAUACCGCGGUAUUGCAAUAGGUAUACUACGCGAUUAAAUUGUACAGGCGUAUCUUUUUUUUUUUCCACGCUAAAAUAUCGAAAAUAAAAUUAACGUACCGCGAACCGGAAAUAGUUCGCGUUGAGCGCCUAGUUUUCCGUCGUCUACUACCCGGUUCAAAAUGUUACAUUAUUACAUUCCGGCUCGAAUUGCUUAGCCUCUAAUCCCUUAGGUAUUAUAGUGUGAACGAAAUAAUAUAUUGUGUUAUGCGUGGAUACCAUCUUUCCUUCCCGACUACCUGCCUACCCCGUAUGCGGGGGCAAUGAACAAACCUAAUACGAUCAUCGAGUAAGUACUUGCACCUAUUUGCUGGUUUGGACGUUAAUUUUUUUUUCUUUUCUCUCUAUUACAGAGGGUACCUGAGUACGGCACAGUGACCGAACGAUAAUAUUUACGUUUUCAUUUUUAUUCGGUUUAACGAUGAAAUAUUGGAAUUUCGCCCAAAUACCGCAGUGUGCUUUUAUUGUUAUACCAGUUUCAUUGUUAUUAUAGCGUCUACGCAUUGUGCCAACCUACAUUGUGUAGUUUUCCGUAAUUAUUUAUUUUCCAUGCAAAUCUAUAGCAAUACGCACGCCCAAAAUUAAUACUGGACCGUGAAACCUACCUGGGUAUUUUUAAAGGCUAGGUAAUCACAUAUUUAUGUCGAAAACAAAUUAUCACAGUUAGGUCGAGCGUGUACUAAAAAUCGAAUUGUUUUAACGCGUUCGUGUAUUUUAAUUUACCCGUAGACGAAAUAAUUAAAUGUAGGUAGGUAAUUCUCAACACUGUAAUUAUUAUAAAAAAUACUUUUGGUCGAAAAUAUAACAGUAGUUACAACAAUAAUUAAGCAGUUAAGCACAAGAUACUACGAAUAAAGAAAAUAAUUCCGUAUACCGUAAAUAUAGGACUUGGUAGUACUAUAUUUAGUAGGUAUUUAUAAAAUAUGUUUGUUUUAUGCAUUUCACGUAGAAAAAAAAAAAAAGAAGAAUAAUACAAAAAUCGAUUUCGGUAUAUUUAUAAUAGGUGCUGUACAAUUUUUACCGAUUAAAAAACCACGCCGGAUUUAUUACCAUUGUUUGUUUUUUCUUUAUUGUUAUACAGCUACUACAGGAAUAUAUUUUAGACAGGCACGACUUAGUGAUGGGGCAGCCGCUGUUGUAAGUUAGAAGUUGGGAAGGUAUAGGAUUCAAAAGGUUAUUUCAUUUAUAUCUGUAAGCAACGAUAAACCAUUACUUGACGAAAGAUGAUUCCGAGCUCAGUUCGGUGAUACAUAAUUUUAAGUGCCCUACAUUUUUUUUUGCGAAAUUCGUUUAAACUUGAUUUCAAAAGGCUUAUUAAAAAAACAAAAAAGCCGUCCGAUCAUUUUGGAAAUUUUACCGCGUCUAGGUAAGUCUAAUAUAAGUAUUAUUACCAAGUUUCAAGUCUACGUGUAUUUAUAACCGAAUUACAGCAAAAAACUCUCAACAAUUUAAAUUCCUUAAAAGCUCAAAAGUUAUGGCGGUGACACCGUAAAAAAGGCACCUUGUGAUUUUUCGAUUGAAUCAUUUUUCUCCGUUUAAUUGCCUUUUAUUUAAAAAAUGGCGUCGAAAAUCAAAAAAAAUUACCUCUCUGAAGUACAAUCUGGACAACUUGAGUUUUCAGCAAAAGCGCUACACUUGUUGUGCAUCGGAACAAGUUUACUAGGAAAAAACGUGUACGCACACUACUAAAACAAAAAAGUAACAAACGGCAUUGUAAAACCAAUAGCUCCCUACGCUCCUCGGAAUCUAAAAUACCCGUAGAAGCGGUUUGAAGCGAAUAAUUAUAAUAUCGAAAUGUCCGUCGCGGUGCGCCGACCCCCCCCCGCGCGUCGCAUUGCCUGCCAUUUCGCAGUAUACCGAAAUAAAUCAAUAGGAGGUUGGGUGUAUCAUUGUCAUUGUCUGCGACGAAUGCAUAUCAUACGAUACGUAUUACGAACAUUUUUUAACGAAGCGUUUUAGUUCGGCCGCGGUUUGUUUUUAUCGGAAAAAUGAACGUGCAGUGAAUCUGUAAUAUUAUCGUGCAACGUUUGUUAACGCGCGCGCGUUAUAAAAUUCGGUGUUAAGAGAACGUUAUACCCGCGUCUAUACUGUCUCGGUCCAACGAUACCGGGUAACGUACAUAAACAAUGUUUGCGCAGAAUAAGUAAAACUAGUUUAAUUUCGAUUUUACAGGUGUACCUGUUAUAAUACAGAGAACGAUAUUUCGGAGGGAACGUCAUCGGUGUUUUUGCAAUUACGAACUGCUAAAAAAGCAAAAAAAAAAAAAUUAAGGUUUUCGUAUCUUUUAUAUCGAGCUGUACAUUUUGAAUAACACAAAAACCCUAUGACAUUCUCUCCGAAAUAUUGUUCACUAUAAAUUUCAUUACAGGUACUUUUACUCUAAAAUCAAAAUUAAACUAAAUUUACUUAUUCUGCUGUGUAAGCAUUGUUUAUGCAUGCUACCAGGCAGUCGGACUAAGACAGUAAACGCGGGUAUAUGUGUAUAACGUCUUCUUAAAGAACUGACACAAGUAACGUCGCGCGAUGUAUGAGAAAAAAAAAUUAAUCUAUAAUGGCCAAUGUCGAAUGAUGUCAAAUAAUAAUAAUAAUUAUUAUUAUUUAUAGAGGACCGUAAUGUACAAAAAAUAGUCGCCGUUCGAGUGUCCAAAAGUGUACACAAUAUUUUUUAUUAUCGCAGCUAACCGCUGCAGCUGCAGUCGACGAGCGAUAAACACACGUAUAGUAUCGCGGGAAACCGAAAAAAAAAAAAUAAUAAAAACAUUAAAAACGUUUGCACUAUUAAUAUCGUUUUUACCAAAAAUACGGUUUUGAUUUGCUAUUCAGAGUAGGUUAUAUUGAUAACGAUAAUACGAUAAGCGGUCGGAUGUUGGAUUUUUUUUUUCCGAAGGAGUCGCGCUUAUAAUGAUUUCUUAGAGAGGGGACAGCGCAUAAUAAUAUCGUCAGUAAAGUACUAUCACUUUUAUUAUCGAAUAAAAUAUGAUUUUUGAUGAAAUUAAAUUUCACCAUUAUAUUCUGUGUGCACACGAUCAGAAGGAGGCCGGGGUUUCAAUGCGUAUUUUAGUUUACGACUAGUUAAAUCGAUUUGUGUAGAGGCUGAUUGGCAGGUAAAAAGUGAAACUUUUAGUCGGCAUUUUUUGUUCACGCGUUAUUUUUAGGCAGAGCAUCAAUAACCCACAUUUUUAAACUAUUUUCAUAUGUGUUUUGCAUUUAAAUAUCCCGCACCCUGACAAAUAAUCAUUUUUAUUAUUAUCAUAUAAUAAUUGUAUAGUUAUUAUAUUGUACGGGGACCAAAAUAGUUAUAUAGAGGUAGCCAUCAAUAACCGGGUAGUGAGUAUGUGAUAAAAGAACCUAUCUAUGUACAUAAUAUGUUAUUUUAGAUUCCUAGCGUAGCGAUUGGUUACACAAUGAUAUUUAUAUUUUUUAUUCUGCGAGCAACUUUUCUAACAGAAAUCUUGCUCUAAUGGAUCAAAUGUAGUAUCUUUUCUGAAAUUAAAUUUUAUCUAGUUGGUACUUUAUGGCGGUCAUUUGAUGGAGGGAGGGAGUAAUGGGAAAACGUACGCGUGUGUAUAAAAGAAACUUUUUCGUAACGGUUUAUCGUUGUGUAGAUAUAUACAUUUAAUUUCCCUUUAUGUCCUACCUUCCCAACUUCUCACCUACGACAGUGGCUAUCAUUCGAAAUAUUUUAGUCUUUUUUUUUUCAAAUUUCAAAUUUGUCAGUUUCCACUUCUUUUACAUGCGCUUAAUUACGGGAUUUUCACUCAAGAGGGCGUUGAAAAUGUUUGCUCCUCAAGGGUGUGAUAACGUUAAAACGGUUAAAAACACUGAUAUAGAUUAUAGAGUAAUAAAUGUACAAUAAUGAUAAUGGAAGAGGUUGAACCGCAUGACCCCCAGUGGAUUUGAAAUUCCCCUCCCCCUCAAAACUGCGAUAUAACCGUUACUGAGUUUUAUAGUUUUCGUCUACGUCACAGUUUUUUUUUUUUUUAUACGCUCGCGAUUCAGAUUAUUUUAUCAGCGUUAGUAUUAUAUACACGUAUAUUAUGACUAAAACGUGCACAGAGCUAUAUAACAGCUAAAAUAUAUGCAAAUAUUAUUUUCCAACGAAAUUCAUAAUUAUUAAAUAUUCAUUAAGCACUUAAUUGAAUUGAAUUGAUAUUCAUCAACCUCUUUUGUUGACUUUUUCUAUGUAAUACGUACCUAAUAUUGUAUCAGUGUUUUUAAUUUUGUAUACAUAUGACAUAUAUUAACGUGUUUACUGUUUACGCGUACAUAUACAAAAUAGUAGGUAAAUAAAUAAAUAGAAGAAAAAAAUACCUUCCCAGCUACGCAUCAAAUCUAAAACGUUACUUAUAUCAAUUAAUUAAUACAAAAUAUUUAAAAUAAAUACUUUUAUACGUUAUAGUUUUAUAACCAAGGAGUUUUGUACCGUACUUUUUUUUUAAUAUGUACGUGUUGUUUUAUACUGUACUGUAUUAUACGUUUUUAAUUCUGGUUUUUGUUCGCUGUUUGUUCUUGUGAAUUAAUCCCCCCCCCCCUCGUGUUUUUAUCGAAUGUAAUAAUAAUUUAUUUUAUUUUAGUAUAGAUUAUAAUAUAUGCAGUCACAGGGCGCUUUAAUAAUAUUAUUACAGCAAUGGUAAUAUUAUUAUAAAAGCGAUGUGGUUUACACGUGCACGUGCUGUUCGCCGCCGUCCCGUACUUGCGGCGUACGUUUUGCACGCGUUUGAUCCCAAGGUCGUUGCGUCGUUGCCGCGCUGCAUGGACGCAUUGCGCGUUACAAAAAGUCCACAAAAAACCCGACAAAAUUUGAUUUCAGGUAUACGAAUAUUGUGUCUGCGCAUUACGAUGACGACCGUUCGGCGAUCAUGUUAUAUUUUUAAGCACCUAUAAUAUUGUUAUUAAAGUAUUAUUGCGUCCGUCAUGCCGCCGCCACCUGUAGACUUAAUGUCCCCCCCUUUUCUUCCAUGUCCGUCUGACGUUUAACUUCCGAGACGAGUUACCUCUACUGCGCGGAAUUCUCCCUCCGUCGAGUAAAUAGGUCGUUUCGUUUCGAAAAUAUCAUUCUGUAUACAGUAUAAUAUCAAAUAUCGAAUAUAACAAUAAUAAUACCAGAUAUAAACCAACAGCUACGUUUGGGUGUUUUUUUCGACCAUAAACCGUAGAAAUCGUAAUUCUACCAUUAUUUUAUACAACCCACCGUGAUGGGUAUUGCGGACUUUUGGCAUGAAAAAAACAUCCAAAACAAUAAACAUUCUAUUCGAAAUCCGCCGCACUGGUUAGCGAUAAAAGUAAUCACCUUGUAUAUUAUUUCACGUAGAAAACCUGCGCCAGAGUUUCUUCAUCCCGUCGUCCAAUUAUUACGUUUCGUUUAUCGAUGCCAAUCUCCGUUUACUACUACCUUUUUUUUUAUUCAUAACAACAAACCCGGUCCAUUUAAUUUAAAAAAAAAAAAAAGAUUACAAUCAAUAUUCGUGAGCUGCGGUUUUACGAUGUACCGCGUAAUUUUCCGAUUUUCAUUCAUUUUAUUCGGCAUUUUUCUCUCUCUGCAGCCCUUUGACUUUUUCUAGUGAUAUUUCGACCGUACAUUUAUUAUUUACUACUCAACAGGUACUGCUAAAUAUAGAUUUCGGGUCAUCGUACUUACCCAGACGUUAACCUACAAGGGUUUUACGUCAUUUACGUUCGAUUUUUCGUAAAUUACCGACCGUAUUUUUAAUUAAUAUUUUUACAUUGUACUCUUGAGAGCUUCUCGGAACUGCGUGCAACGGAAUAAAACAGUUUUACAAAAUUUACGAUUUAUAAACAAUAUCCAUUCCACCCGACAACGCCGUGCGCAAAAAAAUACUUGUUUUAUCGUUAACUGAAUCCAGUUGAUAACGUUUUAGGCUUAUACAAAUGCCAAAAACAAUUAACGAUAUUUUAAUUAAUAAUGCAUACUUUGAUUAAGUAUGUACACACAAACACGCACGCGCUAAAACUAAACUGUACACGCGUACAAGUACAAAUCGCGCGUUUAUAGUAAUGUUCCCUUCUCCCCCGGUAGUCUAAAGGGCUAGGCUAGUGGUAAAUAGUGGCCCCUUAAUGAGGAUAACAAUCGUUUCUUACGACGAGGAAAACGGGUAUUUCGUUACCGAACGAAAAUGAUGGCUGUAUACGAUCGCUAAUGAUGACACGCGUGGUCGAAAGUCUGAUAUUGAUUACGAUAUUAUAGUAUUUGAUUAUUUCGACAAAAGUCAAUAACAUUGUGUUUUUUAAUCGUAUUAAUUGUUGGUUCGAUGACGCUGAACGUACGUGUGUACGUGCAGACGAAACGCGCGCCCGUUAAUGACCGAUUCUUAUAUUAUAAAUAUUAAUAUUAUUGCUUUGUUGUCAAAAAUAAACUCGUUUUCCUACCGUUAACGUCAAACCGCGAGAAAAGUAAAUUGAAUAUAUUACGUACGCAUUAAAUUUUUUGUUUACCACCUAACAACAUAUACUUAACGUCGUCAUCGUUGUCGUCGAACUACUCGUCGUAAAUACUCACAGUUUGUGCCUGCACGUUUUUUUCUUUUCAAACCUGCAAUCAAAACAACGAUAACACAACUAACUAACAUUGUUUCGUUUUUGUCGUAUUACGAGCGAUACUUAUACCUAUAUAAUAUUGCCAUUCAGUUGUAGUCAGUUUUGAAACUAUUGUUGUCGUCGUAUUUCGGACCAUAUAGAUUGCGGAGCUUUCAAAACAUUCAUAACACUUGACUUUUUAGAUUCUGAGCGUAGCGGUUUUACAAUGAUAUUUAUUAUUAUUAUUAUUAUUAUUAUUUUUUUUUACUGCGACAAAAAUUUCUAACUUUAGGGAAGUCAUUAUUUUUGAUUUUCCAAGCGGUUUUUCAUAAUUUUUGGAAAAACUCGAGAUAAAACGGGAAAAUAUGCGAAAAAAUGUAAUAUUUUUAUUAUUUUCAAUUUUGUUUUUUAUUGUAAUUCAGUUAAAUAUUUGUAGAGACGUGAAAUUUGGACAAUAAAUGUAUAUCUGCCUUUUCUAAAUAUGUUCAUAUUCGAGAUAUUUUAUAGUUAUAUACAUUUUAAUUUUAUGAGUAAUUUUUAUUUGGUAGGUACUCUGUGGAUAAACAGAAUGUCGUAAUUUAUGUCUUGUAACCAAAAAAAAUAACGUUGAAUUCAAUGUAGUUUAAAUAAUUUUUUAAGAAUUUUAAUACUUAAAUAAUUUUGACGAAAAUCUUUUUAUUAAAAAAUUAUGUGGAGCAAAUCUAGUUACUGGUCCAUACAAAUUAUUUCAAUGUAUAUUUAUUUUACUAUAAUAUGAUUUAUUAUAUAUUGUUGACGAAGCAAUACUAUUAACCGAACUCCGCUCAGAAUCGAUUUUCGUUAGCAAUGGUUAAUCGUUGCUUACAGAUUUAUAUUAAAUUCCCCUCUUUAUCCUACCUUCCCAACUUUUCAUCUACAAUAGUGGUCCACCCAUCGUGCGAAGUAUGUCCGUCUUUUUUUUUUAUAAUACUGUCCUGCACAGAUUUGUCUGUGUCAAUAUUGAAAGGAAAAAAUAAAACAGAAAACAAAAUGUUAAUGACGAGGUUCGUGAAUAAGUAACGUAAAACAUAUGCACGCGUCAGAUACAAAUUGUGUACACUUUUUAACAAUUAAAAUACAAUAAUAUUAAAAUAGUUAAUGAUACUAAUAAUCGAGUGAAUAAUAUUGUGGUAAAAAGAAAAACCUAUUUUUGAACAUCAAACAAUGCGUUUUACUCAAAUAAAUAGGUUUAUCAUAAUAGCGUUUUAAUUUAUUUAAAAUCGCAUUCAGACAAUUUCUUUUGUUCUGCAUGCGGUUGAAAGAAGUAAAAAAUUAUAACAUUAUAUACAGUCUUAUCUUUUUAUUGACCCACGUUUGUCAGGUUAUCAAUGCUCGGCAGUGGAUUAACACACCCAUGAGAAAUAUGAAGUACCUAUACGUUUAUAUAAUACAUAAUAAUGCAUUUUUUCAUCUCGUAUACAAAGAUUCAUUACCUAUAUUGAAUUAUUGUUUGAUAAAAUUGAAUAAAAGUAAAUAUUUUAUGUCUUAAUAAAUAUUUUUGUUUGAACAUAAAAAAAAAAUUCAUCGUAGUUAUAUUUAUCUCAGUAAAGUAGAGUUUACUCUGGAUUAUGACUCAUUAAUUUUUAUCACAAUACAGAAAUUUUAACGGGAAAUUUCAAUAAUAAAUUUUAAUAGAAAUGUAAGAACAAAUACUUUAAGUAGAAAUAUUUUAUCUCGUAGUUUGUUUUCCAUUAGUUCUAGAAUGGAAAAGGUGGAUUCAUUUGGUUGAUGAUAAUAUAAGAAAUAUGGUGAUAGGGGGGAAGUAGAUUAAUAUUUCCCCAAUAAUUUUUCCAAGUAGAUGAUCCUUAAUAUGGGCUAGAUGGCGUUAUGAUAUGUACUGUCGCCAAAAACACUAAAAGUGUUAAGAUUUUUUUAAUUAAAUACCACAUUAUGACCUAGUAUCCACCACUUAUCUAGUAUUUGAUGGGCUCCUUACAACAACCAUACGAAUUAACUUUUUAAAAUUAUACCUUAGAAGACAAAUUUUUUCGGACUUUACUGGUUUUUAUAUGUAAAAUGUUAAUUUAAACAAGACCAUAUUGCCUAUAUCUUCGUAAAUAUUAAUCGUAUUUCUCUUAAUAACACAAUCUUACACAAAAUUUAAAAGAGAAAUAAAAAUGCGUUUCCAAAGUGCCUAAAACUGAUUCGCUGAAAUAAAGUUGACUUGUUUGGUCGUUGGACGGAGCUCUUCAUUUAGCAACGGAUUUUCAUAUAGAUUUGAAUUUUAAACAAGCGAUUUUCAAUUACGACUUAUUUUUAUACGAGUAGGUAGAUCUCUAAUCAAUUCGAACACGUGUCAAUUAUCGAUGUAUGAAAAUGAUUAGAAAGAUUAUAUGCUAAUUCAGUAUAGUAUUGUAAUAUAGCAAAAUAAAAUAUAUCAUAAUAAUACAAUUAUUGCCCAAUAACGAUCGCCGGAUUGAUUUGCAAUUCAAAGUAAAAUAUCAGCGUUUAGCAGUUUUUCAUGAAUGGCUUUUUUUAUUAUUAUUAUUUUGUAAAUCGUAUUGACGUGUGCUGUUUUUAAACACCGACUUCAGUAGGUCAAAUUUCAUAACAGGUUAAAUUCAUCGUAUAAUAUAGGUAACGUCCGCGAUUAAAAACGAAAAUCUACUUGUUAAAUUGUACAUUUUUUUUCAUAUGUAUAUAAAACUAUAUGUAGGGAUAGAAGUAUUGUAGUUUAGUACGUUUUUAUGUCAACGAAAAUAAUGCAUCGUAAUUCGCGAGCGUUCAAUCAAUACGCAGAUAAAGAACCUCGAAUCACAUUCAUUUAUUGAUAUGUUUAAAUGCAACUUAUAUAAAAUUAAUAUUAUUAGUUAGUUUUUUGCGGUCAACUAGAUUACGUAUUAUAUUAUACGAGUAUCAUAUCAAACGUGUUUAUACCAAUUAUUUGGUUACUGCAUUAAUUUGUAGUUAUCUAUAGAGGAAUUCACAUUGGAGCUUUUGGCGUUAACUAAUCUGAGGCAAGAACUGCAUGAAGCCAAACUUUUACCUAAGAUAACAAUGUUAUUCAUUGCUCCGUGAGCGUUUAAACACACGAAUCUCUGUAAAAACAUUUUAUAUUUGUGUAUUUAAUAUCAUGUUUAUUGUUAUUUGUUGUUCUUGUUUCGCUUAUUUGAUUGGUUAACAGAUAAAAUCUAGGUAAACGCUAAAAUGUCUACUGCAGUGAAUCCUCAGUAUAGAACAAAAACUAACUUCUAUAACCGUUCCAUAUUUUGUUCGCUUAUAUUAUACGAUAUUUCCGUAUCCUAAACCCAAAAGUUGUAACUAAAAUCACUGCAGAAAUAACUUAUUUAUAAAACGCACGAGUAACCGCGGCCCAUUAUUAUUGUACCAAAAUGAUUUAAAAGAUCUCGUCACUAAUAUUUGUUUUCUACGGUUUGUUUCACGCAUAAUAUAUCAACAAAGGCAUUCCGCAUUUCCACGAUCGCGAUUAUUUGGUUGAGUUUAAGACUAUACAUUUUAUACAGAAUGAUAUUGUGUAGUAAUGAUUUUCGUUACUAUUUUCAUUUCUUAAGAAGUUAUUAAUAGUUAAAAUUAAAAGGAAAUUCAACCAUAUCUUGAUAAAAAAUAAAAAAAUUUAAAAAAAUGAUUCAUUAGAUAGUAAACAUAGCUCGUCUUUAUAAAAUGUAUAAUAUAGGUAUGAUAAGAAGUUAUUCAAGUUUGAAAUACACAAAAAUAAUGAAUUUUUAAAUUUAAAUAACUACUUUUGUAGCACUGGCAUCGAACAAAUAAAAACGACAUUUCACAGUCAAAGUUUUAAUUGUUCAUAAAUUGGUAUAUUAUAUUUAUCGUAGGUAGUUUAUAAACUAUAGUUACAGGUAGUUAUUUAAUAACAUAAAAAGUAAUCAUGUUAUUAAAACGAUUCAAGCUAUGAUAAAAAACGAAUUGUAUUCUCUUUUUGUUUAUACAUAUGUAUAAAGAAACAGUAGCUAAAAAUAGUAAUUAGUUCGCGAGUAUGCGCACCCAUAAGGCGGUGGUGUGUCUGGAGCACGGUACGAUGACAUUGGCGACGGCGGCAUUAUUAAUUUUAUACCGAAGCGAUAUAUACAACACGCGGCCGAUCAUGACUCAUGAGAUAAUAAAACGCGUUCUCUCACAAACCGAAAAUCCGCGGGCUGAUCGUCGAUACGACGAGGUAGUGGGCGCGGCUACAGCCUACUGUCUCCGUGACGAUACGGCGCGCAACGCUAUCUAUCGCGCAUCGCACGCGAACAGCUUUGGGUAGCACGUCCAACAAAAGACAGGUAUGCGAUCGCGGAAAUUCCGAAUGCCUUUGUAGCCUCUACGACGUGCGAGACAGACAGAAAUGUUCGCGACGAGGCCACUUACUUAAUCGGAUUCGAUUGUAUCCGUUUUCCUCUGUACAACGAGAAAAUAUUUAGUUCACGGAUAUUAUUUCUGAGUGUAAUAUUAUGUGUAAAUUAUGUGCACGACUAUUAUAUAUAGGUAUGUAAGAUAAUUUUCUUAUUUUUAUUGUGAUUUUAUGAUAUGAAUACUUGUAGAAUAAACGUGCACUUUGAUUAAUAAAAUGUUAUUAGUUUUUUAUAGUUUUAUAAUAUUAUUAUUGUCCGAGAAGAAUUUCUGAAAAACCUUAUUGACCAAGUGGCUGACCUAUUGACUUUUUCUAUCACAUCAACCUAGUUUUCCGACUUUCGCGGUUGAUAUUUUUUCCAUAUUAACCUACUAUAAAAACUGUGUUUAUUAAUAUUAUUUCAUAUACUUAUGCGUAAUAUAUAUCAAUGAUAUGUUAAUCAUUGAAUAAACUUGCUAUUUUUUUUUUCAAGUACAUAAUUGCUCAUAUAAUUCAAUUUAUUUAUUUAUCUAUUAUGAUUGCAUGUAGUACGACGCACCGAGUUAAAGUAUUUAAACCGUAUAUAAUAUACGAUUAACAUGAUUGGAAGAUCAAACUAUAACCAAUAAUCGAACAAAACGGUACACGAUUGAUUAGGGGUGGUUAUAAAUUCUCCCAAAAUGAUUAAUGUUCUAAACGUAUAUUUCGGGUGAAUUUUCGGAUAAAAGAAUGAGUUAUUUAUUCCAAAUCGGAGAGUUAAGGUUUUCAUAAAAAAAUUAAAGUUAUUUUCGAUUUAAGUUCUGAAGACGAAGUUGUAAUUCUAUAUUAUACUUUUAUAAAUUAAAUGAUGUAAUUGGGAGAUGAUUCAAUUUUCGGAAGGUUCAAAUGACAUUUGGUGUAUAAAACAUCAAAAAUACAAUCGACAGAAUUUGGUAGAACGGUCCUAAAUGAUUAUUCAAUAUUAUUGAACUCGUCAAUAUCCGAGAUCCGAGUACAUAUAUAGGUACCUAAGGGUUUAGAAUGAUAUAAUAUUAUGUUCAUUAUUCAAAAAUAAUGUUAUGUUCAUAAUACUAUAUAAUAAAAAAAAAGAAAAGAAAAGAGGGUAUUUCAAUAAUAUAUUAUUCGUAACGUAACGUAACGUAUAUAUUAUAUGAAUAAUAUAUUUUUUUGUUUUUCAAUAUUUGCAUACAAAAUAGUAUUGAUUCCGCCGAGGUAUUUGUGUAGUAUACUUGCUUACGAUUUUGUAGUCGCUUUAUUAUGAUUUUUUUCUUUUUGUAUUACAUAACCUCGUAUACCUGUUGAGCUUCUAAACUUUAUUCGUACUAGUCAUUUGCAUUUUUUUUUUUUUUAGCCAAUGCCGCCAUCCCUUGAAUUCGUAUCAGUGUACUUAAAUAUCUGAUAAAUAAAUAACUAUUCUAAGGUCAGGGAUUGAAAUAGUAAUAAUACAAUAUACAAUAAUUAUUAUUGUAUACCAGUGUAAUAAUAAUUGUAUUAUUAUUAUAAUAUAUAAUAUAGACGGGCACAAACAACUCGAUAAUUAUUAUCAUCCUACUGAUAACGCCGUAAUUAUUGCUGUCGGCUGCAACGUUUUUUUUUUCUAUAAUACUUUCUGUCACAAAAAUAAUACAUAAUACUUAUAGCAAUGCUACUUAUCUUAUAUAUUUUCUUUUUUAUUCACUACGUUUUCGUAUUUUCUCUUCGAAUUUUUCGGUUCCGCGAUAAAUAACACGAUGUGUCACGUUUUCGUUCAUGUUCAGUAGUUAGGUACGUACUUCUCACUCUUCACCCUUCCCAAAUCGCGGUUUUCCGUUUUUCAUUUUAACGUUGUAUCUGUUGUACCUAUAUAUAUCUAUAUCUAUGUCUUCAAAAUGUAUAAACGCGCAGAUUUUGUAUCGGCCGAUAAUAGAGGUGCGGUCAUGUAUAAUGCUAUCCGCGGUGAACUGGCGAUAAUAUUAUAUUUUUGUGUAACGUUAUUAAAAAAAAAAAAAAAAAACAUCGCGUGAACUCGAGUGUAUUAAUGCCGAGGAGUGCCGUCGUAUGCACGAUGAUGGUGAUGAUGAUGAUGAUGAUAAUAAUAACAACAACAAUAAAUAAUAAAUAAAUAUUGUGUUUUGGGUCGUUCCAUAAUCCGCUUCGGAGACCGGUUAGAGUUAUUUUCUUUCCGAAUAUUAUUUUUUCGUCGUCUGGACGAAAACCGGUCUCGCCCCCACAACGGCUUCCAGACUUCCCGUGACGGACGCACACGAAUUAUUAUUAUUCACUACGGCGCGUUCGUAAUGCUGUUAUGUUAUUUGAUAGCAAAAUGGGAGUAAUAUUGAUGAUUUUUACACGGCGGAGUUCUUUUGCCGCGAGAGCCCGCGUUUAUACCAAUAUACACUGAUAAUAAUAUAAUAUUAUUGGAAAACACCCGAGUCGUGUUUGCUUAAAAAACAUUCUUCGUAGAUGCCUAAACGCUGGUUUUCGUGAUGAAAUAAUCGCCCUGUAUGUGGUAUGACGAGAGUGUUGCAUCAGAAAUCGUAGUAAAAAAGUCAGAGCGUUUUAUUUAUUAAAAACCUGUUAUCAUUUUUUUUUUCUUAGGACGUCGUGGUAUUGUUGGCCUACGACACGGUUGUCCAAAAAAGCUUUUCGAAAAUUUCCACGCAUGCGUAAUAUUGUAUAUUAUUAUACUUAUUACCGUAUUUUAUCGAUUCGGGAAUUUUUACGCCUACCUACAACUCGUAUAGUAUAAUUGAUGUAUAAUUAAGUUCGAAUUGUCGAUAGCUCUCGUUCCACUUUGAUUUAUUUACCGAAAAUAAAACAUCGAAACGCGUUCGGGUUUUCUUCGAAUUACAAAGGGAACCGAGAGGAGGCAUACGAAUUCGAUUUAUGAUAACAUUAGGAGUAGCACAGUCUACAAUAAUGUCUACAAUGCAGCAUAAUAAUACCUAUGCCACCAAAUCAUAAAAUUGGUCGAUUUUCUUUUCCGCCAAAUGAAUAUUCGAAUAUUUGACAACGCGAUUUGGUUCAAAAGUAUCGAUUACGCCGAGCUGAUAUCGUAUAUUCGUAUACCUAACUGUAUCGACUGAUAUUAUAAGCAACAUAAUCGAUAGCGUCGGUAAAAUACGAUAAUCGGCGAUCUAUUUAUCAUUGGGCGAAAUCCUCCCGGUACGUUAUAGAUAUUUCACGACGGAAAAAUAAUAAUGAAAAUAAGUUUGAAUUCUUAUACUGUGUAUAAUAAAAACGAGUGAUUUUAUUUUUGAUAUUUUUCUCGUAAAAUCAAUGUGGUAAUAAAACAAUCGUUGUGAGUAUUCACGACUAGGUAUGUUUACCUCGUACCCGAUAAAUAAUUUGCGCGCCCGCAAACAGGUUUAGACUGUUUAGAGCGGGGUUUAGGUUUAUACACUGCAAUACGGCUAAAAUCGAUUAACCCAUUCGUUAUCGGCAGGGUCCGAGCCGGUCCAGAGAGGGCUAAGCCGUCCUAAACCCACCCCCUCCCCACGUUAACGUCCGUACGACGAUGUUGUACAUUUAUAGGCACUGCUAGUCGCAUCGGAAUCGGUAUAUUUCGCGUUUAAUCCGCGAAACUCCGCAUCGACUUCGGUGGACACGGCGGUUUUAACGUCUGCGGGCGGCCGCGCGUUCGGUUCGCUGCACUCUUCUCGCAUAUCAUGCCGUCCUUCUUCUCGUGCCGCCGGUCACGUACACACGCUGUCUCCCGGGCCCCUCGGUGAAAGCGCCCGCCAGUCACUCUCGGCCUCAUCGCGGACACCGUCGCUGGCACACACGUUGCGAAACUGUAUUCCGAUCGCCGACUGCACUGGCCACCCGAAGCGUCGCACGCUUAUCGCCCCGACCUUUCUAUAAUAAUGUUACGAUUCGUCUGCAGGGUGUAACGAACCGCCAGAGUCGCGGAAUAUUCAACUCCCGGGGCGGCGGCCAAGCGGGUUAAAAUAAAUCUAAGGGCGUACAAUCGACGGGUAAAUAAAAAACACCCGCAGCGAGCGGCUCCGUCGGGUUAGAUUCAGAGUCGAAUCCGAACCGUAUAGACUAUCAAGACGUGUCCAUUACAGACUUCCAUCCUCGGGAAGGGGGGAAUUUCCAAUUGGGUAUCCCAAAGGCAUAGGCGGAUUUGGGAAUUUUUACACCCGGGGAAAAAAUAUAAGAAAAUAUGCUCAACGAUUUUUUAUGUAACUCGUUAAAAUACGUUUAUUUAUAUAAAACAAUAUAUUUUUUUUUUUUUUUAUUAUCAACAAUAUAUGACUUAUAGUCGACUCGCAACUCGUUUCAAUAUCGCAUGCUGUUUACAUAGUAUAAUGUCACACAUUUUCAAGGGAUGGUAUACAUUUAUAUGCUGAUACCCCCUCCUCCCUGAAAUAAACACUGUAGACUAUAAAUUGGUGUCUAGGUUUGUUUUUCUUUGUUUACUACCGAAUAAAAUCCGUGACAAUCGAGGAUAGGAUAUGUUCAUAAUUACGAAUGUAUUCACGACACAAUCGUGCGUGUUUCUAGAAAGGUUAGAUAUGAUUUGGGAGAAGGGCGAGCGUUUAUUUCGGUUCGUUUUACACGUGUUUUUUUCGGACACGUGUGAUUUUUGUUAUGAAAAUUCGUUUGGCACACGAGUAAACACUGGGGGGCCCAAUCGGUGCCAAUAAUAGUUCGAUACAUCGUUUUUUUUUUUUUGAUACCGUUUCUCGUGACAACGGGACAACGUUCCUCGUAUUAUCGUCUUGCGGUAAUACGGCGUAAACAAAGAGUAUAAUAAUAAUAUUAUAGUAUUUAGGUGCACGUGCAUACGGACGAACGAAACAUAACCGCACACCGUCGUAAUGGAUUAUAUAAUUAUAUACUUUUGAUUUAAAACCUGUCCAGAAUUAACCACGUAACAUUAUACCAACCGUUACGCGUUCGGUUUAAUAUUACACUUUCGCCUUUGCGACGAACCAAAUCGGCUAAUAAUAAUGUUUGUCGCCUUUUAAUCCGCCGUGUCGUCUUACGUCGAUCGCGUGCGAUUCACAUUGGUACGAUACGACACUAUACGCAUGACGCGACAAACAAAAUUGUCAUCUAAUGCAGUAUGCACAUUGCAAUUAAAAUUAUGACCGAUCAACAACGACAUACAUAGCUUUAUGCUAUUUUAAACCGAUAUCAGUUUGAUUUAAAUUUUUUUUAUUAGCGAUUAAAGUUGCAGUUAUUGCAUAUUUUACCUGCCUAUGAAUUGAUUAAUAAUAAAUUAAUUCAUAAAUAAUUGUAUAGUAUUUAUAUAGGCGUGUGCGCGGGGAUAGAUUUGUGCAGCUGUGUACCUUGCAAAAAAUAUCAGGAUAUCUGACUAGGGAGGUAAUUUUUUGAUUUUCCCAGGCGUUUUCAUAAUAAUAAAUGGAAAAAACAGGAAAAUUUACGAGAUUUAUUUUUUCAAAGUAUAUGUAACCUAACUCUGCUCAGAAACGUUUUUUGUUAGCAAUGAUUAAUCUUUGCGAUAUACAUUAAAUUUCACCUCUACUUUCUCAAUUUCUCACCUACAAUAGUGGCUCGCUCAUCGUGCGAAGUAUGACAAUUUUUGUGGUCCCAAGAUUUCGUAUAAUUAAUCUGAUAUUUACUUUUUUUUUAUGUGUUUCGUAUUGACGACAUUCAACUAGUUUAUGUUUUAUUAGUGUUAUAGAAACUCAAAUAUCUAGUAUAUAGUUAAAUAGAUUCCCAAAAAAAUUAUACCUAUACACCAUAUGAUUCUAUAUUAUUAUUAAAUGUUUUUCAGUUAUAAAAUAAAAAACAACCAAACAAGUGUCGUAGAAUUUGUAAUUGUAAUAAUAAUCUAUACCUAAUAAUUACCCGUAUUUAUUUUGUAUUCACUUAAAAUAAUAUGCGUAGGUAAAAUAUAUUUUGCUUUAUUUACUUGUUUUUUUUUUUUUUUAUCUGAUUCAUUAUUAUUUUUAAGUAUAUAUUUACCUAAUAUGUAUUCAUUUACAACAGAAUUUUUUUUCCUCUACAGGUCGGGGUAUUUUUUUUAGCGAAUAUCCACUGCGUGUCCACCCCCUCCAUCACCACCCCUACGCCUCUUCCUUAAAAAACCCACGAUCGGAUAAACCAAAAAUUUCCUUAACUUUUGGAAUUUCCCCAGUUACUCUUCUCACUACCAAUAAGUAAUUACAAAAUCAUAAUAUUUGUUACUACAAAAUCUAUUAACUUAAUCUGUAUUUACCUGUUGUGUUCUAUAGCGGACCCCCAAUAAGCAAAUAUCUUACUUUGCUUUUUGUCCAAUAGAGUCUAUUUUAUAUUCAUUUGGACACAGACAAAAUCUUUAAAAAAACGCCCGGAUACAGGGUUUUUUGCAAACGGCUUGUUACACGGAUAGAUCGAGGAAAAUGUGUGACGUAAAUAGUGUAAUGUUUACGUCGUCGUUGUAGUCUUCACGUUUAUCGCUUGUGGUGGGUGAAUGUUGUUUUUGUGACUUAUUUAUGACUUAUUUGUGACACCGUAUAUUCUUAUCCGAGGCAUUAUAAACGAUUUUUUUCCAUUGUUGUACCCUACUGUUGUAGUAGUACACAGAUAUAGUGUUUACUAUAAUAUUGUUAUGAAAUUGCUAUCAGCAAUCGACCUCGUUCGUAAAGUGUUUUACCGUUCGUUAUUGUAGAUACUAGGUCGUUAAUAUUAUUUAUUUAGGUAGGUAUCUAUUUGUGUGCAGUUAAUGACCAUUUGCAAACAAUAUGUUUUAGACGUUUAACAACGCGAGUAUUAUGUCAUUGACCAGAAAACGCUUUUGAAUUAUUCGUUAUAUACGCCCGUGACCGUCGUCGAAAGCACCCCUGAAAGCACCAAUUGAACAGUAUCGUCUGUGAUCGACUUGAAAAAUAUGUUUUCGAAUAAAGUUUAGAAGGUUAAUGUCAAGUGUCUAUACCAGAUAUAUAUGUAAGAAAAACAAUAGACGAUUACAAAAACUGUUUACUUCUCGUGUUCGUCGUAUAAAAUGCUCAUGGAUUAAGAAUACAUAAUUAAUACACAGGGCCUGAUUAAUAGAUUUUCCACCAGUAGGCUGAAAUUCAUUUGGCGGUGAUUUUUUUUUCUGUUCAACACCCACCUAAUUCUCUCGAUUCUUUCUCUAUAAAUUCUUCCAUACCUCUCAAAAUAGGAAAUACAAUUUUGAAAACAAAUUGUUUUGUUGCGCCCUCACCAUUUAACAGCGCCCUAGGCUGUAAACCUUUUCAGCUUAUUCGUUAACUAGGCCCUGAUAAUAUAUAAGUUUAUCUGAAAAAAAAAAUAUGUCCAUAUCCUGAAAAAUUACUACUUGGAAACAAUAUUAUUCUUAGUAAAUAGGUAAUGUAUAUAAAUAUUUGAUUACGUAUAGUAAUAUAGUCUAGCUUUAUUAUUUUUGAAAUUUUCAUUCAAAAUUUUAAUAAUUUGUAUGUCACAAAAAUAUAAAUAAUAUAUAAUCUGAAUAUUUUUAGGUUUAAACUUGAUAUUUCCUCUCAAGUAUAUUGAAGUCGCCUACUGCAAAGUCCUCAAACUCCUAGGGUUCAUUAACCGAACCUCUCAACAAUUCCAUCUUCUCUCCCCACUCAAAAUCCUUUUCUGUUCCGUUGUUCCCUCUGCCCUUGAAUACUGCUCCGUCCUCUGGGACCCUUCCACGUCUUGUGGCAAAUCUAUUUAGUUACCUUUCGUUUCAACAUCCCCACCCAUCUCUUGAUUACUUCUCCAUUCUCCAUGAUUUACAACUAACUAGCCUUGCUGAUCGCAGGUACUUAUAUAACAUUCUCUUUCUCUCUAAUCUCAUUUCCGGCAAAAUAAGAUUCUCCUUCUUCUUAUCUUAACUCACUUUUAAAAUUCCUCCUCGCCUUUUAAUUAUUCUCUCAACUCACUCAUUUCUCGCUUUAUGGACGGUGCCAACUCGAACCCCUAAUUCAAUUUUUAACCUGUAUCAUUAUCACUUGUGCUUUUGGGCUUGUCCUGUAUUUAAUAUAGUAAAUAAAUAAUUAAUAAUUAAUUUUCUAAAACAUUUUCUCCGCUACAUUUAAAUAUUUCUCUGGAAGUCUGAAUCAAAUGACCUCAAAUUCAGGAAUUAAAAUGUGCUAUGUAUUUAGACAGUAGUGAUAAAUGUCUGGUUGAAUUUCAAUUAUGAAUUUAACCAUAAUGUUUCGGGUAAAUGGUGUUUUUUGUUUAGUUUUGUAGACUCCACAAACGAAGCUGAAGAAUAACAUUUACUUUACGCACGGCGUUAAUACCGAGGAUGUGCCAUUUGAGGGUUUUAAUUUUCAACUACUAUUCCUGCUAUUUUUAUGAUAAAAAAUAAUUUCAUUUUUUUUUUUCUCUUAGUAUUUAGUGGUCUUUUAUUACUAUAUACAUAAUAUUCGGUUAUUUAUCGUUAUAUUGUACAAAAUGGGCCGGGAGGGGGGAAUUCGUGGGUAGCUGCUCUGUUGCACACAAGUGUUUGUUUUCCUUGUUCUCUGGCACAUACACAUACACACACACGCUUGCGCAGGCGUUAUCGCUUACAACUUAUACAAAAUGUAUAAAGUAUAACAAAAUUAUAAUACUCAUUACUUGUAUACCGUGAAACGUACUAUACUGUAUCCAUUACCUACGAUGUUCACGUCGCGGAAUAAUAAUUAUAUUAUUUUAUAUUAUAUUAUUCACCUUGAGCGGAGUGUGUUCCCACUCCAGCGUACGACGACAACAAUGCAGUAUUAUUAUGAAAAUUAUAAUUUUUAUUAUUUUAUUCCGCGACGAAGGGCACCACCUGCACCGCCGGUAUGGCCGAGUUUACGACUGAUGAGUGACGACUGUCGGUUUGUUGUUUUGUCGCGGUGGUACGCGCACGCGUUUAUAUUUUUUGACCGGCACGUGUACCGUUUGUUUACGCGAGCCAAACGCGUGACGACAGCUGCGGUCGCGAGCUCUGCGCCGAUCUCGCCAAUAUUACGACACGGUAUCCCGGCGACGUCAUAUGUCGUGUCGCAUUUUGCAAAAUGAUGUAGCGUUUUUAAAUCGCACUUAUGAAAAUGUGAUUAUAUACGGCGAUGACGCCGAAAAAUCGACUAACCGACGACCGUAUUGUAACUAUAACGAGAGCAAAGCCGAUAUGUUUAGCGCAUCGCUGGACAUUUCCUGGUCAUUCAAGUUACCAAGGUUACAACGACUAAAGGCUCACGCACGAUGCAAAACGUUGCUAUGAUACUCUACGUCACAAUUCACUACUGCGCAAAAUCAAUAAUUUUUCGUUUCUCCCUACGAGUGUUCGGUGGCGUUUUAUGACCAAACGGCAUCCGAAACAUGCGUAGCACCUGGAAAUCAUAAAUAUAUUGAGAAAUCUAUUUCCAAGACAUUUCUUACUAUAUCUAUGUUGAAAACUAACCCUAAAUUAAGGGAGGAGGUGGCGACUGGAUUUUAGAUUUUCAAUGGAAUGAGGGAUGUAUUAAUUUUACAAUGAUGUUUAUUUUUUUUUUUAUUAUUUGAUUACAUUUUCUACCAGAAAGCAUCCUUCGAUUAUCAAGUAUAGUAAGGAAAUUUUCUCUGGGUGCUACAGGAGUCAUUUUUUGAAAUUCUCAUUAAUAUUUGAGAUAAUGAGGAAAACCUCGGUCUUUAGAUUAAAAAGAUUGAAAGAUUAGAAAUGAGGUUGUCAUUAGCAAUAGUUUUUAUUUAUUUUUGUUAUUAAGUUUUUAUUAUUUUAAUCUUUUUUAAACAAUCAUUGUUGUUAUGGAAACGCACAUUUUUGUAAUUAUUUUAUCAUAAUAUGAUAUAUAUAUUGUUGACAAAGCAACACUAUCUACUGAAUUCCGCUCAGAAUCGUUUUUUCGUUAGAAAUAGUUUAUCGUUGCUUACAGAUCUGUAUCCUACCUUCCCAACUUUCUACCUACAACAGUGGCUGCAACCAUGUGCGAAGUAUGUCAGUCAUUUUUUUAAAUUGCUGUUACAUAUUUCCAGGCAAGUAUAAAAUACAUAUUUGAUUAGGUGCAUUAUUAAUAAAAAGUCAACCGUGAGCAGCAGAGCUUUAUUAGUCAUCUAAUCGCUAAUAGAGUCGAAUUUACUUAAUCCAUUUUGUAUUGUAGAAAUUAAUAUUCUUUGUAAAAAAAUAAAAUAUAACCAAAUAUUAUAUAUGACACUAAGUAUUACCAAAAAAAAAAACUAGUCAGGGUGGUGAUUGAAAGUUCUAACCUCCAAAUGUAAGUCCUUGAUUUCCAAAACUUAACAAUAUUAUUUGUCAUUAGGUACUUAUAGCUUAGAAAAUAACGGUUUCAAAAGCCAAAGUAGGUACAUGCACGUUGUCUUAUUAUAAUAGGUACCGUAUAAUAUUUACCUAAACAUAUUUUAAUACUUUAACUGGCUUCCAUUAGCGAUCUUUGACAAAAAAAAACUCCACUGAAUUUACUUAAUAAUAACAAUGUGUUGAUUUUCAGAAUCUUGGGUGGAUAUUCCUGGUUGGACAUCCCCAAUAUCUUUUCAAAGCGUGGACCGUGUCACUCCGGUGCCAUUCAUAUCGUCUGGCGAAGAAUACUUGAGACUGUUAAAGGAAGCUCAAAAGGAGAGCAACCCAUCAUCCAGAGUCUUGUCCAAAGAAUCAUCUGUUAAGGGCAGGUUGGUACUCAUUUUGAUAAUUUGAUUGCAUUAUAGUGUUGUAUCAAAAUAUUUUACCUAUUUUUUUUUUUUUAGCCCGAAAUCACCGCCAAACAGUCCGAACAAUGAACUGGAAGAUGAUCUUGGAGGAGUGUAUAUUAACUAUUCGAACCAAGUGAGUUUUCUUGGAUAAUAAUUAUUCAAAUUCCAGCAUACAUUUAAAGAUAAAGUAAUACUAGAGGGGGUGAGGGAUAUGAUGGUUGAAUAAUAAAAAAUGAAUCCCCUUAGUGAGGUGGGAUGAUAUCUAUAUAUAUUGUUAGCAAUAUUGAAUAUUUUAUUAUUAUUAAGCAUGUAUAAUAUGAUUCAUAUGAUUGAUAAUAUUUUAUUUUAUAUUUGAGAUUUUUAUUUAAUUAUAUAUAAACAAAAAUGUUUUUAUGCAUAAUAUUUUGUUAUUUGUUGAACAGGGUGAAGAAUUGUACAACUUGGACAAGAAUACUGAUUGGAUAUGGGAUUGGAGCAGUCGGCCAGACCAGGCACCUCCCAAGUAGUUAUUUACAAUAUUUUUUUAAAAAACUGUAGACACUCCUUCAAUUUUUGUGAUUAUUUAUUUAAUCAUUUCUCUUUGCAGAAAUUGGAAAUUCAUUCAUCCUAAAAAGAAGACAUUCAGUAUGCGUAAUGCUAAGGUCGGCAAGGAGAGCCUCUUUUCUAAAGAAGUUUUGUACACUCUGUUUUUGACCAAUAUUUUGUCUAUACUGUUGGGAGCUGGUGUCGGGUAUGGUUACUCAUAAAGUCUUAACAUAUUAACACAGUUAUAAUACCGUUAGUAAUAUGUUUUUAUCUUUUAUAGUGCCUGGUUGUGUAAAAGAGGUGGUAUUAUGAUGUCCAGAAUGGCCAUGGAUUGAUCAGCCUAGAAAGCAUUACAAAAUAUAUGUAUAUUAUAUAUAUAUAUAUGAAAAAAGGGUGUCAAUUUGUUGUCUUUUUAAGUCUGAAAUUUAAAGAUAUAUGCAUAUAUAUAUAUAUGUGUCUGUGUGUUUUAUUAUUUUCAAAAACCGCCUCUAAAAUAUUCCUUUUUGUAAUAUUAUAUUUAUAUAUUAUGUAAGUUUCUUUUUUAACUUAAAAUUAUUAUUAAUAUUAAUUUGACGCAAAUAGAUUAUAGGAAAUAUGUAUAAUGUUUUACUAUUAUUAAUAUAAAAAUUGAUUUAACAAAAAAAGGUUCUCAAAUUAUUAUUUAAUUAAAAUUACUAUUGAAUAAUGAUAAAAUUGGUCCUUUUAAAUUUUGAACAGAUUUAUUUUUUCUAUAUAUAUAUAUUCAUUUAAUAUUUAAACAAUAGAUAGGGGGAUUUACUUAUGUAAAUUUUUUUUUUUUAUAGUGUAAAUUGUGUUUAUCCAUUCAAAAACAAUUUGCAUUAAAAUAAUAAAAAAAAAAAACAAUUAUUUUUACAUAAAAUUAAUAUCACGUUCCUUGUCUCAUAAUUGCAAUGAAACUGAUCCAAGUUAUCUGUCAAACUACUGAAUGCAUAUACAUAUUCAAGAUAGCAGAUCUAGAAGGGACCAAAAAAAUGUUGAAUACAUCUUAAACAAGUUUCUAUGAGUAUAUUAUUAGUACCGCGAUAAGUCUGUACAAUUUAUAUAUAUAUAUAUAUAAAAUUAAUUAUUAUAAUUAUUACCUUCUAUAUUAUGAUAUAUUGAUAUUUUGUAUAUGUUAAACAAAAAAAAAAAAUUUCAUUUGUAUAUUUUAUGAAAAUUUGUAGUUAGGUUUUUGUAUUUUUACAAUAGCAAGAAUUGCAUCUUUGUAAGAUAAAAGGUAACCUUGUGAUAAACGAGGUGCUGGCUCAUCCUUUUGUCUCAAUUCAUAGCUAUUAUUAACAAGUACUUCAUUAUUAUUAUUAUUAUUAUUAUUAUUAUUAUUAUUAUUAUUAUUAUUAUUAUUAGUAGUAGUAGUAGUAGUAGUAGUAAACAGUAGACUUGCCUAUCUAAUUUCGAUUUUGAUUUAUUAAUUAAGCAAAUAAAAAAUAUAUACCUAUUAUACAAUUGUGUGACAUAAUUUCUUUGUAUAAAAUACUAGCUGUCU